AUCCGAGUAGUAGGAAAAAAGGUAAUAAAUAUAUUUUAAUAGUAAUCAUCAAAAAUCCACGUUACUUAAUGUCGAAUUACUAAGGAAGACUCAAAAUCGUACUCCGCUAAUCGUUACGUUUUUCCUCAUUGACGUAUUUUUCAUUAUUCUCUAUAAACACAAAAAUUUUAACAUGUAAUUCUCAUACGAUGGCAAAGCCCAAAGGGGAGAAAAAAGGCAAAUCUGCCAUCAAUGAAGUAGUUACUCGGGAGUACACUGUGAAUCUUCACAAAAGGCUACAUGGUAUUGGCUUCAAAAAGCGUGCUCCCCGUGCCAUAAAGGCUAUUCGUCAGUUUGCGUUGAAACAGAUGGGAACACCCGAUGUUAGGAUUGACACCAGGCUGAACAAACAGUUAUGGUCCAAAGGAAUCAGAAAUGUACCUUUCCGUGUCCGUGUACGAUUGUCAAGGAGAAGGAAUGACGAUGAAGACUCUGUAAACAAAUUGUACACACUUGUGACUUAUGUUCCAGUAGCCAACUUCAAAGGUCUACAAACUGAGAAUGUUGACGCAAAUCAGGAAUAAAUAGAAGUUAUUUAAUUUUUCAUUGUUUAUUUCAUUUCCAUUGUUAUACAAAAGAUAUACAACUGAAACAUGCUUAAAAGGUAUACAGGAAAAUAACUUAAAACUAAUAAUUUUGCCAACACUUAAUUUUAAAGUAAAU
This is a messenger RNA of Acanthoscelides obtectus, 702 nucleotides long. Lineage: Eukaryota; Metazoa; Arthropoda; Insecta; Coleoptera; Chrysomelidae. The record is from the annotation of a GenBank genome assembly.